AAUCUUCUCCCUCGCGGUGUCGAGUGGAUCCCGGCUGUAGAGUGGUGAGGGGAGGUCCCGGACGGCCCCGGCGACUCCUGGGCGCCUGGUCCACGACCUGUCCUUGGCGCCAUGGGUGUGAUAGGUAUACAGCUGGUUGUUACCAUGGUGAUGGCCAGUGUCAUGCAGAAGAUUAUACCUCACUAUUCUCUUGCUCGAUGGCUACUCUGUAAUGGCAGUUUGCGUUGGUAUCAACAUCCUACAGAAGAAGAAUUAAGAAUUCUUGCAGGAAAGCAGCAAAAAGGGAAAAGCAGAAAAGAUAGGAAAUAUAAUGGUCACAUUGAAAGUAAGCCACUAACCAUUCCAAAGGAUAUUGAUCUCCAUCUAGAAACAAAGUCAGUUACAGAAGUGGAUACUUUAGCAUUGCAUUACUUUCCAGAAUAUCAGUGGCUGGUGGAUUUCACAGUGGCUGCUACAGUUGUGUAUCUAGUAACUGAAGUCUACUACAAUUUUAUGAAGCCCACACAGGAAAUGAAUAUCAGCUUAGUCUGGUGCCUGCUUGUUUUGUCUUUUGCAAUCAAAGUUCUAUUUUCAUUAACUACACACUAUUUUAAAGUAGAAGAUGGUGGUGAAAGAUCAGUCUGUGUUACCUUUGGAUUUUUUUUCUUUGUGAAAGCAAUGGCAGUCUUGAUUGUAACAGAAAACUAUCUGGAAUUUGGACUCGAAACAGGGUUUACAAAUUUUUCAGACAGUGCGAUGCAGUUUCUCGAAAAGCAAGGUUUAGAAUCUCAGGGUCCUGUUUCAAAACUUACUUUCAAAUUUUUCCUGGCUAUUUUCUGUUCACUCAUUGGGGCUUUUUUGACAUUUCCUGGAUUACGGCUGGCUCAAAUGCAUCUGGAUGCCCUGAAUUUGGCAACAGAAAAAAUUACACAAACAUUACUUCAUAUCAACUUCUUGGCACCUUUAUUUAUGGUUCUGCUCUGGGUAAAACCAAUCACCAAAGACUACAUUAUGAACCCACCAUUGGGUAAAGAAAGUGUCCCUUUAAUGACAGAAGCUACAUUCGAUACUCUGCGACUCUGGUUAAUAAUCCUGCUGUGUGCUUUGCGGUUGGCCAUGAUGCGUAGUCACCUGCAAGCUUACUUAAACUUAGCCCAGAAAUGUGUGGAUCAGAUGAAGAAAGAAGCAGGGCGAAUAAGCACGGUUGAGCUUCAGAAAAUGGUCGCUCGAGUCUUUUAUUACCUUUGUGUCAUUGCACUGCAGUAUGUGGCUCCUCUGGUCAUGCUGCUUCACACAACCCUGCUUUUGAAAACUCUAGGUAAUCAUUCCUGGGGGAUUUAUCCAGAAUCUAUCUCUACCUUGCCAGUGGAUAAUAGUCCACCCUCCAAUUCUGUUUACUCUGAAUUACCAUCUGCUGAUGGGAAGAUGAAGGUAACUGUUACACAAAUAACAGUGGCACUGAGCAGCUUAAAAAACAUUUUCACUCCUCUGCUUUUUCGAGGACUUCUGUCUUUUCUGACCUGGUGGAUUGCUGCUUGUCUCUUUUCUACAAGCCUUUUUGGGCUUUUCUAUCACCAGUAUCUCACUGUGGCGUGAAUCUCAGUUAACAAAAAAGGAUAUCGAAGUCACACUCUGAAUUCAGAUACUCGUACCCUUGAAGGUCUGACAAAAACCAGAAGAAAGCAAAUACAAAGGAAGGAAAACCAUAUCAGAAUAUCUUGUUUUAAAUACUUCCUCUGUAUUCUCAGGGUGGAUUAAUGGUAUUAAUAUUUAAAAUUAUAGAAUAGAUUGUUAACUGCUAUACUGUGGCAUUGGAAUUUUAACUCCUUGUAUUAAUGGAUGUGAGAGAGCUAUCUACAAGUGUAAUACUUCUGAUGACCUUGGUUUACAGAAACCUCCAUCAGUCUUUGAAACUUCUCAGAUGACUCCAGUUAUUGAUUGGUUGCUCUUAAUGGUAUUAAGGUACUGUUAAUAUUCAUAAUGGCUGCCUAUAGAACAAUCUUCAAACUGAGCCAUGCUUUAGGGGAGGGAAAGGAGCUAAAGUCACUUCUGUUGGUAAUAUGCGAGUCACUCUUCAAACAGCAACAACAGCAAAACCCAACAGAAAGGAAUAGCUACUGUAUAUUACAGUAAAGAAAGCUGCAUAGUAAUUUUAAAUUUAAUGGAGUUGUACAUGCUUAAUAUCUACAAGUACUGCUGCUUGAGAGUAGCAAGAAUAUUGUUUUAAAAUGCAUUCUAGCCAACUUGAGGGAUCUUUUACAAUAAUUGGCUACAUGAACAUUUGCAGUCUUGCUAUUAGGUUUGGACUGCCCAUAUUUUAUUUUAUUCUAUGGUCCUAAAUAUAGUUCUUUUUAAUAGUCUAAAGAUAUUUAUCAAUAUUGAUCAAACUUUUAAAAAAUUACUUUGUAAUCCUGCUGACUACCUGUAUGUAUUGUACAUAUAUAUUAUAUAUUAAAUAUAUAAUAUAUUGAGAUUAUAAAAGAUGAAAAUAUUGGGUUCUUAUAAUAUUAUAAGUUGCUGAAUGUAUUUUAAAAUGUGAUUGAAUGAGAUGUAUUUGUAUCUAGAAAUUUUCUUUCUUUCUGGAACGAGAUUAAAAUACAUUUUGAAAAUUCAUCUGAGCAAGCGAUUUAUUUAUAUUGCCUAUGUGUGAGAGUACUUCUGAUUUUAUAAAUACUUAGGUGGUUGCUGCCAAAUUAAAAUUCUUUUUCUGUCAUUUAAAAAUAAUU
This is a messenger RNA of Balaenoptera musculus (blue whale), 2705 nucleotides long. RefSeq names its product transmembrane protein 161B (gene TMEM161B). Bases 112 to 1575 code for a protein of 487 amino acids. The record is from RefSeq and is a predicted model, not a curated record. The transcript has 12 exons. NCBI's taxonomy places the organism in Eukaryota, Metazoa, Chordata, Mammalia, Artiodactyla, Balaenopteridae.